CUUCUCUUCUUUCUUCUCUUCCUCGAAUUCCUGUAACUGAACUCUAAUAAAAAUUGACCAAAGAUUUUCAAACGUGCAUCAGGACCGGCUAUCACAAGCGUCCACUACGUGCUGAGCUUCACGAAGCAGAUGAUAGCUGAUAUUCUGUAGGAGGAAGUCCAAGAAGUUUACUGAUCUUUCGGAGCCUGCGAUUAGGACAUCUCAACUACGAGUAUAAUCGUUGACUCGAUUUCAAGAAACAACGGGCACGUGAAAAAUGCAAUCCUUCACGUGCAGUGUUUUUCUCCUGGUGGUGGUGUCGACCGUAAACGGGAGACCCGAUUUUUCGGAUUUACCGCCUGGCCCUUAUUGCGCUAAAUUGUAUCCAGAUUGUUGUUCGGGUCGCGAGGACCAAUGUAAUACACCGAUCCUCGACGGUGUUUGUUACUGUGACGAUUUUUGUGACCGAUACAGGGAAGAGGAUUGUUGCCCAGAUUUUUGGAGCCACUGCAAAGGAAUCGAACCUAACGUCACUCUACCACCCCCAGAGGAGACAAGACGAUGCUUUUUCCAGGGGAAAUAUUACAAUCACGGACAAACGCUUAAAAACAAUUGCAACAUAUGCAAAUGUAUGGGCAUGGGUAGAGUGGCGGAGGUACUUUGCGAACAGAAUCGAUGCCUGCAAGAACCAGAACUAAUAGAUGAAAUCAACUCGAAUCGUUUUACGUCGGGUUGGAGGGCGCGAAAUUACUCCGAAUUUUGGGGUAGAACGUUAAAAGAAGGCGUGGAACUACGCUUGGGCACCUUGAAUCCAUCACAGUCGGUUUACAGAAUGCAUUCCGUGCGACGGAUUUACGAUUCGGAGUCCCUGCCACGAGAGUUCGAUGCCAGGUCUCGUUGGCCCCGUGAGAUUUCGGACGUGAACGAUCAAGGUUGGUGCGGCGCAUCCUGGGCGGUUUCUACUGCACGUGUCGCUUCAGACAGAUUUGCUGUGAUGAGCAAGGGAACCGAUAGCGUCCUCCUCAGCGCACAGCAUUUACUCUCGUGCAACAACAGAGGACAAAAAGCAUGCAGUGGUGGCUACUUAGACAGAGCCUGGCUGUACAUGCGGAAAUUCGGCCUGGUCGACGAAGAUUGCUACCCAUGGAAAGGCGCGAACGUACAAUGCAAACUGCGAAAAAGAACAGAUUUGAAGACAGCUGGAUGUCGUCCUCCGACAAAUCCGCUUCGGAUAGAAUUAUACAAAGUUGGGCCAGCUUAUCGACUAGGUAACGAGACCGACAUCAUGUACGAGAUUUUAACAUCGGGACCAGUGCAAGCCACCAUGAAAGUCCACCAAGACUUUUUCUCUUAUGAAUCGGGAAUAUAUGAACAUACGCCGUCCACUGAAGCUUAUCAAUUCGGUUAUCAUUCAGUUAGGAUUAUUGGAUGGGGAGAAGACACAUCUAUAUACCAUCGUCGUGGCUCGCCGACCAAAUAUUGGCUGGUAGCUAACUCUUGGGGUCACCAAUGGGGUGAGAAUGGCUUCUUUCGUAUUCAAAGAGGAACCAACGAGUGUGAUAUCGAGUCGUUCGUGGUAGCUGUAUGGGCGAAAACCGUCUAGGAGAAAGUACAAGAAAUAGAAUAUUUGAUUCGAGUAACUUUCAUAAACGCUGCAUUUACUCAUCGGAUCGGAUAUAUCCGUAUUGCAUUGCGUCGCGUUGUUGCGUUUCAUUUCUAUCAAUAUGCAAAAUCUAUUCACGUCUAAUUCAUCAUUAUUCUCUUUACAUAAUUACAUAUAUUUCACAUUCACAACAAAUUUCACAUAUUUUAUUAACGUUUCAAUGAUAUGCUCGCACAUAGUUCAAGAAAUAAAUGAAAACGAUUGUCAAAUA
This is a messenger RNA of Frieseomelitta varia, 1853 nucleotides long. RefSeq lists its product as uncharacterized. NCBI's taxonomy places the organism in Eukaryota, Metazoa, Arthropoda, Insecta, Hymenoptera, Apidae. Gene Ontology annotation, molecular function: cysteine-type peptidase activity. Gene Ontology annotation, cellular component: lysosome. The coding region runs from base 257 to 1582 and encodes 441 amino acids. The transcript is spliced from 8 exons. The record is from RefSeq and is a predicted model, not a curated record. Gene Ontology annotation, biological process: proteolysis.